Molecule: messenger RNA, 396 nt
Organism: Penicillium malachiteum
Lineage: Eukaryota; Fungi; Ascomycota; Eurotiomycetes; Eurotiales; Aspergillaceae
Gene: fkbp3
Product: peptidylprolyl isomerase family protein FPR2
Exons: 2
Coding region: 1-396 (131 amino acids)
Biological process (GO): protein peptidyl-prolyl isomerization
Molecular function (GO): peptidyl-prolyl cis-trans isomerase activity
Source: RefSeq, a predicted model, not a curated record
AUGCGUCUCUCAGCCAUUUUCCUCUCCAUCGUCUCCAUCGCCGCUGCCGCUGAGCUCGGUAUCGAAACAACCCACGAGGUCGAAUGUACCCGCAAGACACAGAACGGCGACGGUGUCUCCAUGCACUACCGUGGCACAUUGCAGGCUGAUGGCAAGGAGUUCGACUCAAGCUACAAGCGCAAUGCGCCAUUGACCUUUAAGUUGGGUACUGGUCGGGUUAUUAAGGGUUGGGACCAAGGUCUUCUUGAUAUGUGCAUCGGCGAGAAGCGUACCCUCACUAUUCCUCCUGAGUUCGGAUACGGUGACCGUGGCGUUGGUCCUAUCCCUGGUGGCUCGACUCUGAUCUUCGAGACCGAGUUGGUUGGCAUUGACGGUGUUGAUAAGGAUGAGCUGUAA